GUUCAGAAGCUUCGCGGCAAUCGCGUUAAACGGUGCAGACGGAGAACAAUUGAAACAAAAAUGGUUCUGAUUACUCUGGCCCUGACCCUGGCGGUCGUGGGGCUCAUCUAUUUACUUUUGACAUGGAACUUUGACUACUGGAGGCGACGAAGGGUUCCGGGACCGAAGCCCAAAAUACUUGUAGGAAACUAUCCCAACAUGUUUUCGAUGAAACGACACCUUAUAUACGAUCUGCAAGACAUCUAUAAAAAAUACAAAAAUAAAUACGACGCAGUGGGCGUAUACGGAGGCCGACUACCUCAGUUACUGGUUAUUAAUCCAGAGUUGGCCCACCGUGUUUUUGUCUCCGAUUUCAAGCAUUUCCAUGACAAUGAGGUGGCCAAGUUUAUAGACGAAAAAACCGACUUUAUUUUCGCCAACAAUCCGUUCUCACUGACCGGCGAGCAAUGGAAGGAAAGACGUGCGGAAAUAACUCCCGGCCUAACCAUGGGAAGGAUAAAAACUGUAUAUCCAGUGACGAAUAUUGUUUGCAAACAACUGAGUGAGUGGGUGACAAAGCAAGUGCGACUUGGAGCUUCGAAAAGUGGUGGAAUUGAUGCCAAGGAUAUGAGUCUACGCUUCACCUCCGAAAUGGUCACCGACUGUGUUUUGGGCUUGAAAGCCAAUAGUUUCUCGGAGAAGCCGACUCCUAUAAUGUCGCAUAUCAAGGACCUCUUUAAUCAGCCAUGGACCUUUAUGAUUUUCUUUAUCCUGACCAGCACUUUUCCUCUACUGAGUCGCUUGAUUAAAUUGCGAUUCGUGCCAAUAAAGGUGGAGGAGUUCUUCGUCGGUCUGAUGUCGACGGCUAUUGAGGCUCGCAAGGCACAGCUAGCCGGUGGAAAGAAAUUUGAGCGAACGGACUUCCUCGACUUUAUCCUCCAGCUGGCCGAUAAGAAGGAUCUGACUACCCGCCAACUCCUGGCUCGCACGAUGACUUUCCUGCUGGAUGGAUUCGAGACUACGGCAGGAGUGCUAGCCCAUAUGUUGCUGUUCCUGGGCCGCAAUCCCAAGGUACAGCAGCGCUUGAGGGAGGAGAUUCUACCUCGUCUGCGAGACGGCAUCAUUCCCUUCGAAGAACUCAACGAUUUGCCGUAUUUGGAUGCUUGCCUGAACGAAACUCUCCGGCUCUUCCCACCCGCCUUCAUGUCAAACAAGUUGUGCACUGAAACCAUUGAGUUGCCCAACAAGGAUGGUCCCAACUUUGUGGUCGAAAAGGGCACCACAGUGAUUGUUCCGCACUAUUGCUUCAUGCAGGACGAGGAGUUCUUUACCGACUCGCAGGCUUUCCAGCCUGAACGAUUUUUGGAACUCGAUGCCGCCAAAAAGUACAAAGACAGGGGCGUUUUUAUGGGAUUCGGCGAUGGUCCUCGAAUUUGCAUUGGUAUGCGUUUUGCCACGGCCCAGAUCAAGGCUGCCAUAGUGGAGCUCCUCACCAAUUUCAACGUCCGGAUCAAUCCCAAGACCCGCAAUGACAACGAUCUUGAGGCUACUGCCAUCCUGGCUAGCCUGCGAGGAGGAAUUUGGUUGGAUUUGGAAUCGCGUCAGUAAAAUAUUCUAAGUUUUUAGUGUAACU
Molecule: messenger RNA, 1612 nt
Organism: Drosophila bipectinata
Lineage: Eukaryota; Metazoa; Arthropoda; Insecta; Diptera; Drosophilidae
Product: probable cytochrome P450 28a5
Molecular function (GO): monooxygenase activity; iron ion binding; heme binding
Source: RefSeq, a predicted model, not a curated record